Messenger RNA from Trichoderma citrinoviride, 816 nucleotides. RefSeq lists its product as hypothetical. The coding region runs from base 1 to 816 and encodes 271 amino acids. Lineage: Eukaryota; Fungi; Ascomycota; Sordariomycetes; Hypocreales; Hypocreaceae. The transcript is spliced from 4 exons. The record is from RefSeq and is a predicted model, not a curated record.
AUGUCUCGCGUCAUUGACAGACUUCCCACCCCAGAAAAGGUGAAGGAGAAGAAGGUCAUUGUCCUCAGCCGCAGCCGUGUCGGCACCUUUUCUCUAUAUCAGGGCCUCCAGAAGCUCGGCUACACUCCAUAUCACAUGUACGAAGUGGUUACCCACGGAACCACCCACCUCGCCCUCUUCGAGGAGUCUAUCCGCUGCAAAUACCAAGGCAUCGGGAAGCCGUAUGGCAAGGCCGAGUUUGACAAGUGGCUCGCCAACUACGACGCAAUUGUCGAGAUCCCGCAGUUCUUCAUUGAAGAGUUCAUCGAGUUCUACCCGAAUGCGAAAUUCAUACUCGUCGAGCGCGAUGUCAACGCCUGGGAACGAUCGCUGAACAAUACCAUUGCCGGCAUUCUCAAAGCUUGCCAUUCUUUCCCUAUGAACUUCACUCAGUACUUUGAUCCGUGGGUCAAGGCAUUCGUCGGCCUUCACCUUGCCUUUGAAGAAGUCAUCUUCCACAAUAAGGGCAUGGAAGGCGGCAUGGAAGAGGCCAAAAAGGACAGCAUCCUCGACGCGCAAAAGGUCAAAAGAUUGGUCCCAAAGGACCGACUCCUUUGUUGCACCCUCGAAGGCGGAUUUGGCUGGGAGCAAAUCUGUCCCUUCCUCGGAAAAGAGAUUCCAAAGGACCCGUACCCCAGAGGCAACGCACCUGCGCAGUUCCAGGAGCUUGUUAACCAUAACAUUACUCCUCAGAUAAAGGCCUCGAUGGUAAAGGCAGCUGGGACACUGCUGGUGCCGCUGGUGGGCGUGGGGAUGCUGGCAUAUAUGAAGUGGUGA